Molecule: messenger RNA, 3242 nt
Organism: Branchiostoma floridae (Florida lancelet)
Lineage: Eukaryota; Metazoa; Chordata; Leptocardii; Amphioxiformes; Branchiostomatidae
Product: TBC1 domain family member 10B-like
Exons: 12
Coding region: 247-2547 (766 amino acids)
Source: RefSeq, a predicted model, not a curated record
UUAAGAGCUUCGGUGGUACAUCGCAACUUCCGGUCCAGAUGAUGAGGUCAGCGCCGCCUGGAUGGAAUGCUGUGGACCCAAAUUUUGACAACUGCAUGGCCAAGAGCAAAAUGCAGCUAAGUUCGUGACAAAUGAACGCUUUCGGCUGGAAUGGAGAAGUUUUGGGAGUCACAGACAUACAGGUCCACAGACUAGGCUGGAGAAGAGCGAUCACUUUCAUGUUGGCGAAGUUGAGGGCGAAAUACGAUGACGAGUCACAGCCAGACUAGCUCCCCGACGGGGAUCAAACCCAUCCCGGCCGUCCACGAGCUCUCGGUCUCGCGGGACACGCUCGGCACCUGCACCUCCAUAACGGACACUGUGGAGCUGGAAGGUUCCACUAACACCCUGGGGAGUAGCGACGUAGACUCGGAGAUGAACGGAGGGAUGGUGGGCGCCAUGGGCGAGGACUGGGAGGGGUCACCAAUGAAGAAGGUGGACAGAUAUGGAUUCAUGGGUGGGAGCCAGUAUACAGAGGAUGGUCCCAAUCUGCCAGUGGAAGUAGCGAGACAGCGGGAGCUGAAAUGGCUGGACAUGCUCAACAACUGGGACCGCUGGAUGAGCAAGAGGUUCAAAAAGGUGCGGGACAAUGAUAUUUCAGACAGCAGCACACAUCCUAUCUGGAGAACAGUAAAGCCCCACCCGAAGGUGAAACAGCGCUGUCGGAAAGGAAUCCCGGCGUCCCUACGCGGUCGGGCGUGGCAAUACCUGUCCGGCAGCAAGAAGUACAUGGAAGCCAACCCCGGCAAAUUCGAUGAGAUGGAUAAGAUGGCAGGAGACCCAGUGUGGGUGGAGGUUAUAGAGAAAGACUUACACAGACAGUUUCCCUUCCACGAGAUGUUCUGUGCUCGAGGUGGACACGGACAACAGGACCUGUACAGAAUACUGAAGGCUUACAGCAUUUACAACCCAGUAGACGGAUACUGUCAGGCCCAGGCACCGGUGGCAGCUGUCCUGCUCAUGCACAUGCCUGCAGAACAAGCUUUCUGGGCUCUUGUUGCCAUCUGCGAAAAGUACAUGAGUGGGUACUACAGUUCAGGACUGGAAGCGGUGCAAAUAGACGGAAUGGUGCUUAACGGUCUGCUGAAGAAAGCGGUGCCCAACGCUUACAAACACUUGAACAAGCUGAAGGUUGAGCCGAUCCUGUACAUGACGGAGUGGUUCAUGUGUCUGUUCUCACGCACACUGCCGUGGAGCUCUGUACUCAGGGUCUGGGACAUGUUCCUGUGUGAAGGUGUGAAGAUCAUCUUUAAGGUGGCGAUUGUCCUGCUGAAGAACACGCUGGGCCAGCCCGCGGUACUGCGGGAGUGUCCGGGGCUGUACGAGACCAUGGAGAAACUCCGCAACAUUCCACCCGAGGUCAUGAAGGAAGAAUACCUCAGCAGAGAGAUAGUUGAGUUGAAGCUUGGUGAGCAGGAUCUAGCGCGGGAGCACAACAUACAACUGGAGAAGUGGAGGGCGAUGCAUCCGAACGACUCCCUCCCGCGGUCGCGAGCCAAGGCUGCCAAACAGAACGGCAGAGGUCCAGAUGGUCUUGACAACGACAGUGAAACGCAGUCCCAGAGAACUGAGAGCGAGUUCGGUAGAAAUGAGGAAGGGGCGAUCGGAGGGAGUGAGCAAAAUGGCACUCUUGAAAAAGACUCCAAAAAGGACAAGAAGAAAAAGAAGGACAGUAAAAAGAACAAGAAAGGUGGAAACGAGGACGCAGAUUCUGUUUCUACUGUGUCGCUUCCUGAGGAGGGUUGGAAAGGAAAGUGGAAAAAGGACAGCAAAAAGGAGAAGGAUGAGGCAGAACCUGAAGACGGGAGAAUAGCAGCUGAAGAAGAAGAAAGACUCCAAGAAGAUGAGAAGUCAAACUCUAAGAAAGAUAAAAAGAAGGACAAGAAGGAAAAGAAGAGUAAGAAAGAUGAAGAAGUUGUGUCGAUAAAUGAGGAGACACCAGUCCCACAGGACACUCAAACAGUGGAAGAUGGGACUGCCUCCUUUAAGAAGAAGAAAGAUAAGAAAGAAAAGAAACUUAAGAAAGAUGCAGACUCCUUGUCACAGGAGGAUCAAGGUUCAGAAGGUGGGAGGUUUUCCCUGAGGAAGAAGAAAGAUAAGAAGGCGAAGAAAGGUAAGAAAGACGAAGACUCUGAUUCGAGAAGUGGUAUGUCGCCGACUCACCAGGAAAAACAAGACACAGAGGGCGGAAGGUUUUCUUUGAGAAAGAAGAAGGACAAGAAAGAUAAGAAAGCAGAAGACACUGACUCAAGAAGUGAAGCCUCAUCCAUACCACCAGAAACUGUACAGGAGGGCAGAUUCUCUCUGAAAAAGAAGAAAAGCACAAAGGAAAAGAAAGGAAAGAAGGAAGAAGACACGGACUCCAGAAGCAGAGCGUCUCCUGUUCCGUCCGAAGACCAGGUUCUUGAAGACGGUAAAUUCUCUCUCAAAGGGAAGAAGAAAGAGAAGAAAAGGCGAUGGAGCAAAAAAGACAAGGAGUCGCAAGAAUCGGGCGACCACUUGAGCUAGGAGUGGAGAAUUUUCUUUGACUUUUUGACAGCAUUUGACAUGACAGGAAAUUGACAGGUGUCAAUCAUAACAAAUGGCCUGGUACUUUUAAGGGACCCUAAUUGUGUUGCAUCAAGGGAAAGCCAGUCUAGAGGAGUCUGGAGACAUUAAGAGAUAAUACUUAAAGUAGAAUGGAGCUACGUCCUUAACAGUCAUGGUUUUGUUAAGGAUAAUGAACUGUUUUAAGAGGUUAUAGGAACAUUGGUAGUUUGGGUAGAUUCUGAAUAGUUGUAUUGGGGUAAAAAAAAAAUGAACUAAGUUUGUAAUUCAAUACUUUUGAAUUUUACGAGGACGUUGCAAUGCUCUACAAUGAUCAGGGAAACUAAAUGGAGUAUUCCUGGCUUUAAUUGUAUGGUUUUUAGAAUUCUGUGACGGUUUUUGACAUGGGAUUGAAUGCUGUUUUGAGGGAAGUUUUUUUUUACUUUCCUGCCAUUUACUAGUUGUGAAUACUUGUGUACAUUUAAUACAUUGUAAGUAGUUGUUUGUGACGGUUAACGAUUCGAUCCGCAUGUCAUUUUGCAAUGUCCGUUGUAUUUAACAUGGUUUCUAUCUACAUGUACCUGUUUUAGUAGCUCUCUCUAACUUGGAGCUUUCGUCAGAACUAUUAUAAAGAUCAUCCAGUGAAAAAUGAUAGGAAAGCCAUGGCAAUAUGAAAU